This is a messenger RNA of Galendromus occidentalis (western predatory mite), 681 nucleotides long. RefSeq lists its product as uncharacterized. Gene Ontology annotation, molecular function: nucleic acid binding. The annotation marks the transcript as partial. The record is from RefSeq and is a predicted model, not a curated record. NCBI's taxonomy places the organism in Eukaryota, Metazoa, Arthropoda, Arachnida, Mesostigmata, Phytoseiidae. Gene Ontology annotation, biological process: DNA integration. The transcript has a single exon.
AUGCAGAACGGGUUACUCUAUCGGAGAGGCCGGCUCUGUAUCCCCGGUUCUAUGAGUGAGGACGUAAUCAAGUUAUGUCAUGAGGACGAUAUGGCUGGACACCCGGGAGCGCGAAGGACUGAGCGUCGCGUCCGCGAACGGUUUGAUCUUGGACGGGGCUUCCAUCGUCGCGUUCGCCAGUAUGUCAGAGACUGCGAGAUUUGUCAGAGGCGUAAGCCGCCACAACAGAAAGUCGGCGAUAUGCAACCUGUGGUGCCGCCCGGAAGACCUUUCGAGAAGGUCGGGCUGGACUUCGCUGGUCCGUUCAACGUUCCUGGGCGUCCGCCGGUCUACAUUUUGGUAGCCGUCGACGAUUGUACGCGCUUCGUGCAUCUCUUCGCUGCGGGGCGGAUCUCGGCUCCGUUCGUGGUGCGGUCUCUCGAGACUAUGAGUGCGUCUCUGGGGCGUAUCGGGACGAUUGUCACCGACAAUGCGUCGUGCUUCCGAGGUACGUUGUUGGCUGAUUAUCUGCGGAGGGUUGGGACUUCGCACAUCCGUACAGCCGUGGGUCAUCCUCAAUUCAAUGGUCUCGCGGAGAGGACCAUACGGACGUUGACGGAUCGUCUUGGUGCUCUCGUGCUGGAGGGGUUCACGGCUGUUCGAGAGAUAAUUCCGAAGAUAGCCUUCUCUUUGAACACCACU